Dermacentor andersoni is the source of this 617-nucleotide messenger RNA. The record is from RefSeq and is a predicted model, not a curated record. Lineage: Eukaryota; Metazoa; Arthropoda; Arachnida; Ixodida; Ixodidae.
AACAUUACACCCUACAGCUUAUUUCAGUGUUCUUGCGUGUUUCUGCAUUUUCUGCAGUGAUCCCCGCGCCACCACCGCCGAGCACUGCUCCAUCGACUCCAGUUGUCACAGACAUGUCUACAAGGAUCUCUCGAUUACCCAUCGUGCCUCCAGCAACACCCGCGCCCACAACGCCAUCUACGUCAAGUACAACGACCAGGAGUACCACGUCAACAACUACCACGAAGAAGACCACGACAACGACGGCCACCACGAGGAAGACCACGGCGACGACGGCCACCACGACUGCCACGACGAGGACGACGACCACGACGACCACGACGACCACGACGACCACGACAACCACAACAACGACCACAACCACGACCACAACCACGACCACAACCACGACCACAACCACGACCACAACCACGACGACAACUACCCGCCCGCGAACUACCACCAGCUACCCUGUCGAUAAAGGUCCUCUACUCUGCACUAUCAAGGCUUCCAACCGCUACCCCGAAUACCGAAUGCAUGAUGUCGCCACGCAGCCUUUUCCGUACGCUACCCUUUGCGACUACGUCAUCGUCGACAUAGCGCAGUCACCGGAUGGCAGCUAUAACUGUAAGUGGUGA